Molecule: messenger RNA, 2371 nt
Organism: Loxodonta africana (African savanna elephant)
Lineage: Eukaryota; Metazoa; Chordata; Mammalia; Proboscidea; Elephantidae
Gene: RGS13
Product: regulator of G protein signaling 13
Exons: 4
Coding region: 1267-1764 (165 amino acids)
Source: RefSeq, a predicted model, not a curated record
UCAUUUUACUUGUCAUAUUCUGUUAUAAAGGUAUAUUACUUUUAUCCAUUUUCCUAUCGAUGAAAAUAUAUACCCUUCCCAUUUUUUUCUUAUAAACAAUUGCUAUGAUGAGCAUUUUGAACAUGAUUAUGGGCCUCUUCUUCACUCUUCAGCCUUUUCUUUCAGCUCUCUCCCGGUCACUCUAGAUGCAUGUCGUAACUAAAUUCCUUUCAUUUCCUCAACCGGGACGUGACUCACUGCCUCCUGACCUCCGUCUGCACAAGCCGCCCCCUCCCCUUCACUCACCACAUUCCUGUACAUCCUGUAUGUUCCAUCUCAGAUGCUACUUCACUGAGAUACCUUCUCUAAUACCCCCAAGUCUGGUUAGGUUUUCCUCCUACGCGUAUUCGUAGGCCCCUAUACUUCCCGUAUCAAAGUCCCCAUCACAUGUAUUUUAAUUGUUUGCUUAAAAGUCAGUGAGAGCAGGGAGACAGGAGAGAGGACCUACUUAGACAGAAAGCAUCUAGCACAGAACUUGGCAAAUAACAAGUGCUCAACGGAUGUUUUGAAUGAAUCAAUAAAGACUGAUAUAAAAACUCACUGUUUAGUCUUAAAAACCCAUUGUAUAUCAAUGUGUAUAUAUGUUUAAUAAACUAUUUCCACUCUUACUAUAAAGUGUGGAUUUAAUUAUUCUUAAUAAAAAUUUUUAGUUGUUUUUUCUAAGUCCUGAAUUUAAAAGCCUCUACACUGUGUUACUGUGAAGGUGCCUGGGCUCAUUUUUGAGUCACGUUUUAUAAUACUCAGAGUAGGUAAAACCAGAAAUGCUCUCACUCUUAAUGAGGCUCAUUUUUUAUUUGGCUAUUUGCACAUUACAGAAACUGCAAUGAGGCAAAAUCUGUUCAAUAUAUUGAAAGAUCUUUCUAAAAAUAAAAACCAUCCAAAAAAGGGAAGCCUUGAGAGUUAGCAAAUUCAUUGCUAGUGGGUCUGAAAUGGAAAAAUUUUUUUUCAGAGAUCUGUAUUACUUGAAACCCCAUGAUUUGAUGACUAAGUGGGCCAGAUGAAUUCCGAAGUCACUUAUAAUUCUCAGUGCCUAUAUUCUAUAAAAUAUUUAUGAGCCAUGAGUCAUUUUGUUCUCUCUCCUCCCCACUCCUGCCAGUGAUUGUAUCACAUUAACUUCAAGAACUUAUCCUUAUUUUUUCAUGAUUUGUAAUUUUCUAUGUUCUUAAAAAAAAAAAAAACCUGACUCUAGCACACAAUUAUUUUAAAUGACUAAAUUCUACUAAGUAUAUGCUGUAUUUCUUCAGAAAAAUGAGCAGGCGGACUUGUUGGAUGUGUAAGAAGUGCAGAGAUGGAUCUAAGAGGCCUCCUUCAAACCUUACUUUGGAAGAAGUGUUACAGUGGGCCCAGUCUUUUGAAAAGCUGAUGGCUACAAAAUAUGGCCCAGUGUUAUAUGCAGCAUACUUAAAAAUGGAGCACAGUGAUGAGAAUAUUAAAUUUUGGAUGGCAUGUGAAACCUAUAAGAAAAUUGCCUCACAGAGGAGCAGAAUUUCUAUGGCAAAGAAGCUUCAUAAGAUUUACAUCCAGCCGCAGUCCCCUAAAGAGAUUAACAUUGACAGCUCUACAAGAGAAACCAUCAUCAAGAAUAUUCAAGAACCCACUCAAACAUGUUUUGAAGAGGCUCAAAAAAUAGUGUAUAUGCAUAUGGAAAGGGAUUCCUACCCCAGGUUUCUGAAGUCACAAAUGUACCAACAACUUUUGAAGACUAUUCAGUCUAACAAUUCCUGAUUACCACUGGAAAGUUUAAAUUGAAGAUGAUAUAUUGAAACUACUGGCCUUGGUCUUUUAGUUUAGAAAAAUCAGAAGUAGGAAUAAAAUAGAAGAAAUCAAACUAUCAACUGAUCUUUAUUCCCAAAGAGACAUAGGUCUCAAAGGGGAUGGACUCUAGAACUCUUAUACUAUGGGGAUAACACAAUUUAAGGCAUACAUAUAUAAUCAGUUAAUGUAUAAGGAAAAAGAUCUUUCUUAAAGGCAACAUUAUGAAGCUUUUACUAUACCAGUCAACUAAUGGAUGCUUUCUUAUUAACAGAACUUUGCUCUCAUGACAUACUGAUCAUUUCUUUUAAAAAUUCUAGUUAUCUGAAUUAUGUCACUAGCAUGAAUGUAUUCUAUAAAAAAAAAUUUUAUAGAUAGGGUUAAUAACUUUAAUUAAUAGACAAACUUAGUCUCAUAGUACAAUCAAAUUGUAUUAUGUCAUGAGCAAUAUCAAAAAGAUGUGUUCCUGAGAAAUAUUUUAUCUGUAAAAUUUUCCCACUAUUAUGCUUAUAACUGAACUUCUAUAUCACAUAUAUAGACCAUGCGAGAAAAGUUCCUUAUGAUUCCAGGCAACUAAAAA